AUGUAUAUUUAUAGCUCUCAAAUAAAAAUGAAGAUAAUACCUAUUGUGCUUAUUAUAGUAGUAAGCUGACUUGUUUAUUUCGUAAUAAAUUGCUUACACUCAUUCUAAUUUUAAUUUUUAAAAUAUUAGUUAUAAUUUUUUUUCGAGAUUUAAAAAAUAAGAAUCUGUAAAAUACUUUCAAUUUAAUUUAUAAAAUUAAUUUAAAAUUUUAUAUGCUGGAGAUUUCAUUAUUAUGAUAAUUAAUUUUAUAUUAAUAUGUUAUACUUUGAGCAUCUAUAUUAAAAACAAAUUUUUGUUGAGGGGCUUUCCAAAAUAGGGAUUUUUCUAAUGGCUUUUAUUCACCAACCAAGGGAGUUAGAUUUAUUUGUCAAUGUAAAGCUCCAUCAUGAUGAAGAUUGCGAAAAAAUUAUGCUUCCUCUAGAAGCUGAAGAUUUAGCAUGAUAUGGAAAUGUUAUAAUUUCAGGGAUGAGCGACCUUAAAGCAAGCUUUUACAAGCAUUUAGCAGCAAAACAAAUCCAGAAAGGAUCUCUAAUCUAUAUCGACCCUAUUUCUAAAUCUUGGGGUUAUAUCUCUAUGAUAAAUUAUCCUGAAAAUUUGCCAUUUAAUCCAAUUGGAUUCGAUAUUUAUAACAACAAAACUCUUUAUGCAAUUAAUACAGCAUUUGGGGACUUUGGAGAAAGAAUUGAAGUCUUUUCUCUAUCUGACUCAAAAGAAGGAAUACAAGCCCACUACUUGAGAUCAAUAAUUUUUGGAAAUAAUUGGCUUGGCAAGCUAAAUGAUAUCGCUGUCCUUAAAGAAGGCCAUUUUUAUGUUUCAGAAGAAAUUUUUUACCCAGAUACGCCUGAAGGUAGAGAUCAUUCAUUUUGGCCUUCAAUAAAAAAUAUGAUAUGGAGUAUCAUAGGAAAUAUUCAAGUGUUAUGUAUUGCAAAGAAGCUACAGACAAAGCUCCUGAAUGCACUCGCCAAGAUUAUAGUUAUAUGGAGUUACUAUUUUAAAUAA
Molecule: messenger RNA, 999 nt
Organism: Blepharisma stoltei
Lineage: Eukaryota; Ciliophora; Heterotrichea; Heterotrichida; Blepharismidae
Source: the annotation of a GenBank genome assembly